AUGGGUGUCGAACUCAGCAUAAAACCUCCAGUCUGCGAUAUUACCGUCGCGGGCGGUACGAAGAAGUAUAAACUCAUUAAUCAUUGUGCCCUAAUGCUAGCCUACAGGAUUAUUAUAAAUCCUGGAUCUAAUUAUUCAGUACCAGAGAAUCAAUUGUGUGGUUUUAUACAAAUCGGAUACCAGGUUGAUAUCGAUAUAACAAGAAAGAAAGCACCACCCAGAGCAGACAAACUUGUCGUUCAGUACGCAUCAGUAGGCCAAGAAGCACGUGACCCGAGAAAACCAUUUGAAAGUGGAAAACCCGUUGGAGAAAUCACCGGCGAAACAGUGAUGAAGCUGAUUGCCGUUGAGUAA
Messenger RNA from Haemonchus placei, 354 nucleotides. The record is from the annotation of a GenBank genome assembly. NCBI's taxonomy places the organism in Eukaryota, Metazoa, Nematoda, Chromadorea, Rhabditida, Trichostrongylidae.